Acanthamoeba castellanii str. Neff is the source of this 480-nucleotide messenger RNA. RefSeq lists its product as uncharacterized. The record is from RefSeq and is a predicted model, not a curated record. Lineage: Eukaryota; Discosea; Longamoebia; Acanthamoebidae. Bases 1 to 480 code for a protein of 159 amino acids. The transcript has 4 exons.
AUGGACGGCCGCACCGACUACUACCUCCACCUUUUGGAGGAGAAGAAGGAAAGGGAGGAUUUUGUGCGGAGCUACUUGCACCUGCUUGCACAAGAGGCCUUCUUCUUUGACGACGAAACUUGGCAAGUGCUGGGUGUGCACCAUGUGCCGGGCUCAGAUCGCGUGCACGUGGAAGCCAUACCCGAGGACGCCGAGUACAUCGGCUUUCCCGCUUUCAAGUUUGUGUUUAGCUUCGACCCUGCCCUGGGCAAGCUCCGAGGAGGCAACGACGACCAGACCGUACCAGGCUCCGACGAAGCCAAGCUGGUAAAGCGGUUACCAAGGGGGCUCACGGUCACGUGUGUGGGCUGCUACGCCUUCUCGAAAGGAAACAACAAGUUCUUCCUCCUCUCGCCCGGCCUUGCGGAAGAAGAAACCAUCGAGGAGGAAUGUGAACCCUUGUUCUAUCACGGCGCAGCUGCCCCCGCAGCCGAGACGUGA